This is a messenger RNA of Salvia hispanica, 534 nucleotides long. RefSeq lists its product as uncharacterized. NCBI's taxonomy places the organism in Eukaryota, Viridiplantae, Streptophyta, Magnoliopsida, Lamiales, Lamiaceae. The record is from RefSeq and is a predicted model, not a curated record.
AUGUUUGCUUUCGGGAACCAGAUUUUCGCCGGUAUUCGUGCAAUACAAGAGCAAGAGCAAGCCGAACAGCAGGCCCAAGAGCAGGUCCCGAGGCCCAUCCGCCGACAGACAUCCGUCCGCCGAGAGCAUGUCCUUGCUCAUCAACGUCUGUUCGAGGACUACUUCGCCGAACAUCCCCGGUGGGGCGCGCCGGUUUUUCGCCGACGGUUUAGGAUGCAACGAGAGCUGUUUCUCCAGAUUGUUCACGCGUUGGAGGCGCGCGACGAGUACUUCCAGCAGCGGGAAGAUGCGGCCCACAGAAACGGUCCAUCCCCACUGACGAAGUGCACGGUUGCGCUUCGUCAGUUGGCAUACGGCACUACAGCGGACAUGUUCGACGAGUAUCUUCACGUCGGGAAUACAACUGGCCGGGAGUGUCUGGUAAAAUUUUGUGCGGGCGUUAUUGACGCCUUCGGCGUUACAUAUUUGCACAAGCCGAAUGCCCAAGACUGCCAAAACCUGCUGCGGAUGCACGAAACGGUGCACGGCUCCUAG